Molecule: messenger RNA, 1776 nt
Organism: Pneumocystis jirovecii RU7
Lineage: Eukaryota; Fungi; Ascomycota; Pneumocystomycetes; Pneumocystales; Pneumocystaceae
Exons: 6
Coding region: 1-1776 (591 amino acids)
Biological process (GO): RNA export from nucleus; protein import into nucleus
Cellular component (GO): nuclear pore; nuclear pore central transport channel
Molecular function (GO): phospholipid binding; structural constituent of nuclear pore
Source: RefSeq, a predicted model, not a curated record
AUGACAUGUAAGCUCUCAGAAUUUCGUUUUCCAUCAGCUUCAAAUACAAAUUCAUCACAAACAACAGGAAAUACGAAUGAAUUUUCUGGACAUACAACAACUCCAGCAACAUCUACAGGUGGAUCUGUAGGCACAGGAUUAGGAUUAUCAGCAGCACCAUCUACGCCUUCUACAUCAACACCUUUUGGAAUGGCAUCUUUUACUUUUGGAAACAGUACAACACCUGCAGGACAGCCUCCUGCACAUCCUCUUGGACAAGGAGGUAUACUAAUUAUUUCUCGAAUUAAUAGUAAGUUAUUUAAUAUAAAAGCAACAGGAACAACAGAAAAACUAUUUGGAGUAACAUCAAAGUCAACAUUGAGUAAUACAGUAGGAGGUAUGACAUCAGCUCCAACAGGAUCAUUAGAAACGUCAGGAAGUGGAACAUCUUUGUUUAAUUUAGGAGGAACAGGGCAAAAGAAUACAUCACAACCAUCUUCAACUACUCCUUUUUCUUUUGGAGAAACUACACCCCAAUUGGAUACAAAAUCAGUAUCUCAAAACAAGCCUACUACAGCCUUUUCUUUUACAGGAUUUUCAGGAAAAAAUGAGCAAACAUUGCAAGAAAAAACAACAUCUACACAACCUUUUUCUUUUGGAGGAUCAACAGCGACAACUUCUGGCUUUGUGUUUGGAACAAAUGCAAAAACGGAUACACCGCCAGUUUCAAUUGAAAAACCGUCUAUACCUUCAGAAUCCUCAAAAACAAUACCAACAUUUUCUUUUGGAAGUACUUUAACACAACAAAACCAACAAAAAACAGAAACAUCUACGCAAAAACCCGAAGAAUCUAAACCAACAUUUACUUUUAAUCUAGCAUCAGCGCCAAAUACUACUACAAAAAACACUGCACCAAGCACUACUACUUUAGAUACUACAGCUUCAAACACUACUGUUUCAGGUACUACAGUUUCUGAAAAUACUAAACCCAGCCUUUCAGGAGAUAUUUCAACACCUAUUGUUUCUUCAACUUUAUUUAAAUCAUCUGAAUCUACAUCUUCAAAUACACCAAAUUUAUCAACAAAAGAUUCUUCACAAAUAUCAAAAUCAACUCUUGAUCCAAUUAAACCUUUAUCUAAUACAUCUACUCAAGAACCUCAAGUAUCUAAUCUCAAAAAUAAAACAAUAGAAGAUAUUAUUAAUAAAUGGACAAGCGACUUGGAGAAAUAUUCUAGGCAAUUUAGCCAACAAGCAGCAGAGGUAUCUAAGUGGGACAGACUUUUAAUUGAGAGUGGAGAUAAGAUUUCAAAAUUGUACGCAGAUACAAUAGAAGCAGAACAAACUCAAUUAAAAGUAGAUCAAACAUUAACUUAUAUAGAAAGUCAACAAAAUGAAAUGUCUGCUUUUUUAGAUCAAUACGAAAACCAAGUUCAGGAAUUAAGCGAUAGACAGUUUGGGGGACCAGAUGGAAUGCAGCCUGCAGAUCAAGAAAGAGAAAAAGUAUAUAAUCUUGCGGAAAAACUUACAGAACAACUCGAUGGACUAGGAAAAAAUUUAAAAUCUAUGAUAGAAGAAAUUAAUACAGCAUCAAAUCUAAUUAAUAAAACAAAUGAAGAUGACCCACUUUCUUCAAUUAUCAAAAUCCUUAAUUCACAUCUUUCAAGUCUGCAAUGGAUACAAUCAACAACUACAAAAUUACACUAUAAAAUUGAAGAAGUAAAAAAAGCAGAACAUGCUAUAGAAAAACAAAUAGAAGAAAGCAGCUUUUAUAGUGGACGGAACAUCGGGUUUUCUUAA